Molecule: messenger RNA, 981 nt
Organism: Cryptococcus wingfieldii CBS 7118
Lineage: Eukaryota; Fungi; Basidiomycota; Tremellomycetes; Tremellales; Cryptococcaceae
Product: molybdopterin binding domain-containing protein
Exons: 9
Coding region: 1-981 (326 amino acids)
Source: RefSeq, a predicted model, not a curated record
AUGCUCGCUCGCUCAGCCCUCCUCCGCGCCUGCCCCCUGUCCGCCCCCGCCCGGACACUGCCCAUCGCACACCUCAGAGCCAUGUCCACCAGCCCCGAGGCCCCGAUCGUGCCUACCGAUCCAUCUGCCGUGUCCAGCCCCCUCGGCGAAGGCAAGUUCAUCCAGACAGCUGGGUGCCUCAUCAUCGGAGACGAGGUUCUCAACGGAAAGACCAAAGACAGCAACAGCAACUUCUUUGCCCAGUACUGUUUUGAUCUCGGUAUAGACCUAAAGAGGAUCGAGGUGAUUGCGGACGAUCAAGAUGAGAUCGUCGAAGCUGCGCGUCGAAUGACUGAAAAGUACGACUUUGUGAUCACCUCUGGAGGCAUCGGCCCCACCCAUGAUGACAUCACAUACGCCUCCCUUGCCAAAGCUUUCAACCUUCCCCUUGUCCAUCAUCCCGAGACUCUCCGCCGCAUGUGGGCCCUCACAACUCCAGAACGCCGUAAAGAGCUCGAAGCGGCAUCCCAGGCGCAGCGGGAAGCCCGGGAACGAAUGGCGCUCUUUCCUACGUGGAAGAAGGAGGGGGAUGCGAAGAGCGAGGCUAUCUUUGUCGAGGCGGACAAGUGGGUGCCGGUGGUCAGGCUGGGGGGCAAGCUCUGUGUCUUUCCUGGAAUCCCUUCUUUGUUCCAACAACUGCUGUUGGCAUUGACUCCUUACUUGCCGCUGCCACCAGCAUCCUCCAAACCGUUUAGGCAUCUCAUAUAUACCAGGCAACCCGAAUCAGCAAUUGCCCCCUAUCUCACAGAGCUCCAAGCGCGAGUCAAGAAGGAGGGUAUCAGGAUCGGAUCAUACCCUUACCUUUACCAAGGUGUUCACGUCAGUCUGAUCGGGCAUGAUGUUGACCGGAUCAGGUCGCUUGGGGAGGAGGUGAUCAAGGAGCUGGAUGGAAAGGUAGUAUCAGAGGGCAAGUUGGGGGAUGAAUCGGGGUCAAAGUUGUAA